AAAAGUUCCUUUCAUAAAAAAAAAAAAAAAGAAUUUAAAUGUUAUCAAAUGCGUUUCAAGUGUUGAGAGAGCGCUCUGCUGUGGAGUGGAGGACGACAGAGAGGAUAGAAAGAGCGUAUCUGCCCUCUCUGACCUUCAGCCAUGUCCCUCUGCGACGACACACUCCUGUGUAACUUCCCAAAGUGCCGGACCAAGCUGAGCGGCUUCGCCUGGGUCACAGCCUGCUCUCACGUUUUCUGUGAACAGCACGGCUCCGGCGAGUUCAGCCGCUCUCCUGUCAGCUGCCCGGCCUGCUCCUCUGCGCUCUCUGGGAAGCUGGACAUCGUGAGGACGGAGCUGUCGCCUUCCGAGGAGUACAAAGCCAUGGUGCUGGCAGGUUUGCGACCGGACAUCGUGCUGGACAUCAGUUCCCGUGCUCUGGCCUUCUGGAGCUAUCAGGUCCAUCAGGAGCGUAUGUACCAAGAGUACAGUCUUUCCCGGGCAGAGUCACAGCUGAAGCAGAUGGAGAAGGUGCUGAACCAGCAGAACCAGAGCAGAGAACUGGAGCUCACCGCCAUGAGAGGGGAAAUCUCAUCCCUGAAGAAGGUGAUGGAGGAGUAUAAGAGGAAGUACAGUGAGGUGUCUGAGAGGCUGAUGGAGAGGAACAGACAGUACCAGAAACUACAGGGGCUGUACGACUCUCUGAGGCUGCGCAACAUGGUGGUGGGUGUCGGGGAAAGAGAUGCACAGCCACAACCAGGACAUCAUGACUUCAUCACAGGGACGGCUCGACCAGCGACUCCCCAGAGGAGUCCCGAGUUCCACUUCAUGGGCUCUGAUGUGGACAGUCGAUUCUUCUCCUGCCUGGAGGCAGAUGGAGCCAAGACUUUCUUCCAGUUCAGCUCCCCUACCAGGGAGAGAGGCCGGCCAUUCGUGAAGAAGCACUGACAGGAGCAGGUUUCAUAACUGCCUCUGCUCUCGUCACCCAAUUGUUGUGGUUUAAUAUUAAUUAAGUUGAAAGUUUUUCUCCUAAGGGGCUUUUGUGUGAUUAAUAUGUGGUUUUGGACAAUAACAAAUGUUGGAUUAAUAUUGUAGCUUUGCCUUUAGGUCUGUCCCUAUGUCUUUUUACUGAGCACCUCCAGCCUGCCAGUGUCUUUCUUGCAGUAGACAGUAAAUAUUCACAGUUAUGCACAGACAAGCAUGUACUGUAAGGUUACAUGUAAUAAGGUAUAGCAUAAACGUUUCCUUCACUUGUUUUUAUUGAUGUUACUGAUAACCACAGUUAAUUGUGUGUAAUGUGAGGUUUAACUGGUAAACUGAAAGAAUGAGGAACCAAAUGUUUUUGUCAAAUUCGUCUUUUUUUUUUUAGAUCAACUUAAGUCAUAACUCUGACAUCACAUUGUCGUCAUCACAGGUUCAUUCAUUUACAAAAUCAACUCAAUGUCCGUGCAACAGAAUACAAAAAAAAAGCGAGAAAUAUUUAUAAAUAUAAACAAGUUGUCUCUUAAGAACAUGUAACGCUUCCAAAA
This is a messenger RNA of Paralichthys olivaceus (Japanese flounder), 1508 nucleotides long. Its product is annotated as E3 ubiquitin-protein ligase CCNB1IP1. Gene Ontology annotation, biological process: reciprocal meiotic recombination. Gene Ontology annotation, molecular function: ubiquitin protein ligase activity. Gene Ontology annotation, cellular component: synaptonemal complex. Lineage: Eukaryota; Metazoa; Chordata; Actinopteri; Pleuronectiformes; Paralichthyidae. The record is from RefSeq and is a predicted model, not a curated record.